Messenger RNA from Dipodomys spectabilis (banner-tailed kangaroo rat), 2248 nucleotides. RefSeq names its product interleukin 13 receptor subunit alpha 1 (gene Il13ra1). Gene Ontology annotation, cellular component: membrane; external side of plasma membrane. Lineage: Eukaryota; Metazoa; Chordata; Mammalia; Rodentia; Heteromyidae. The transcript is spliced from 11 exons. Gene Ontology annotation, molecular function: protein binding; cytokine receptor activity. The coding region runs from base 116 to 1375 and encodes 419 amino acids. The record is from RefSeq and is a predicted model, not a curated record. Gene Ontology annotation, biological process: cytokine-mediated signaling pathway.
UGGGAGCGGGAGGCGAGAGGAAAGGCGAGGAGCUGAACCGAGCGGUGGAGGCGGAGACUCCUCAGGCUGGGCCAGGCCGGCCUCCGCGGCGACGCGAGGCGAGGCGAGGGGCUGCAUGGAGCGGCCGGUACGGCUCUGCGGACUGUGGGCACUGCUGCUCUGCGCAAACGCCGAGCUCUCAGAAACUCAGCCCCCUGUGACAAAUUUGAGCGUCUACAUUGAAAACCUCUGCACAGUAAUAUGGACGUGGAAUCCACCCGAGGGAGCUAGUCCAAAUUGUAGUCUCAGAUAUUUUAGUCAUUUUGGAGACAAACAGGAUAAGCAGAUUGCUCCAGAAACUCAUCGUUCAACAGAAGUGCCCCUAAAUGAGAGGAUUUGUCUGCAAGUGGGGUCCCAGUGUAGCACCAAUGAAAGUGAGAAGCCUAGCACUUUGGUGGAAAAGUGCAUCUCACCCCCUGAAGGCGAUCCUGAGUCUGCUGUGACUGAGCUCCGGUGUGUUUGGCACAACCUGAGCUAUAUGACAUGUUCCUGGCUUCCUGGAAGGAAUACAAGUCCAGACACGAACUAUACUCUUUACUAUUGGCACAGAAGCCUGGGAAAAAUUCUUCAAUGUGAGAACAUCGAUAGAAAAGGUCAACACAUUGAUUGUUCCUUUGAUCUGGCUAAAGGAAAGGAUUCCAGUUUUGAACAACAUAGUGUCCAAAUAAUGGUCAAGGAUAAUGCAGGAAAAAUUAGACCAUCCUUUAUUAUAGUGCCUUUAACAUCCCAUGUGAAACCUGAUCCUCCACAUAUUAAAAAUCUCUUCUUCAAAGAUAGUGCUUUAUAUGUGCAGUGGGAGAAUCCACAGAAUUUUAGUAGCAGAUGUUUAUCUUAUGAAGUAGAGGUCAACAACAGCCAGACUGAGACCCAUGGUACUUUCUAUGUUGAAGAGAACAAAUGUGAGAAUUCAGAAUUUGGGAGUAAGGUUACAAGUUGUUUCAUGGUGGUCCCUGGUGUUAUUGCUGAUACUUUUUACACAGUCAGAAUCAGAGUCAAAACAAAUAAGUUAUGCUAUGAGGAUGACAAGCUUUGGAGUAAUUGGAGUCAGCCCAUGAGUAUAGGUAAGAAGCCCAACUCCACAUUCUACAUCACCAUGUUGCUUAUCAUCCCAGUAAUUGUCGCAGGUGCAAUCAUCGUCCUUCUACUUUACCUUAAGAGGCUCAAGAUCAUUAUAUUCCCUCCAAUUCCUGAUCCUGGCAAGAUUUUUAAAGAAAUGUUUGGAGACCAAAAUGAUGAUACCCUGCACUGGAAGAAGUAUGACAUUUAUGAGAAGCAGUCCAAAGAAGAAACUGACUCGGUAGUGCUGAUAGAAAACCUAAAGAAAGUCUCUCAGUGAUGGAGAUAAUUUAUUCUUGCCUUUGAAUGUGACCCUGUGAAGUAUCAUCAAAUUCUCCAUUUGUUAUCCCAGAACUUGGUAAAUGGAAACUAAAACUACUGGACCCUUUAGAAACAGGCAGCCAUAGGAGCCAAAUGAGUGGUGCACUGACAAAGUAAAAAUAUUGGGUCCUUUGGAAACGAAAGUGGAGUCAUUCCUAUUGAAUCGUAAAAGUAGACAUCCUUUGAGAAGUCUUCAAACUGGAGGACCAAGGAAAAGCUAAUGGCAGUCAAGUUAAUGUUAGCAAGAGUUAUGAUGACUCCCUAAGGGAUGAAUGCUUGUUUUGUGUCAAAUUAGAUCAAGAAAUUUUAUGUGUGAGGUAACUAUUUCUGAGUAUAAAUGCCGUGACUCACAUAGAACAUCUAGCAAACAAAACAGAUACAAUUUGGUAUCUGCCUAUUGUUUGGGAUCCCACUGAGUAAUGUUGGUAGCUAUUAAAAUUCUUGAAAGUCCAGAAUCAUCAUCCACUAGAGUAGCAUUUUCCUCUGCUUUGAAAAACCUCAGCAAUCAGUGAUGACCCUGGUGAUGAUAACCAACACACAAAGCCCAGGCAACUUCUUUACCAAGACCAUUCCAUACCUUUCCAAGACUUUUCAGGGCAGUGGAGAUAGAAUGACUCCUUGGAUAUUAGGAUUGGAACCAAGGAGUCUCUAAUGAUGGAUUCUUUUUUUUCACCUUUGCUACUCAAAUCAAGUAUUGACUGGCUGGUGCUAGGCCCCCAAUGGGUUUACGAUCUAGUUGGGACUUUCCAGUUCUUACCACUUUUUUAUUUUUUGGGUCCGGUCGUGGGGCCUGAACUCUGGGCCUGGGUGCUGUCCUUCAGCUCUUCAGCUC